AUGCCUAGGUCGAUAAGGGAGCUGAAGUUGGCGGAUGGACGUAUCUUUCUGCUACUAGAGAAGGAUACUAAGCUUUAUAUGGUAUCCCCUGACUCUUCCAUUAAGUUGGUCGGGAAUCUGCCCCUGAUUGGUAGUCGUUUGCUGCAGAGAUUCAGUGAGAACGAGGCCAGCGAUGUUGUACAAGAUGUAUUGGUGAUGAAGGAUAAGGUCACUCAUGUGCUGUUUGUUCCUCGUCUGGGCCACCUCGGUAUUUGGCGCCACGAUGGGUCUGUUUUCGAGGCUAGAGUUCCGACCUUCUGUUGCUGUCGGUUCCUUCCACGGACGAAUGGUACUGUUGUGACGGGAAUAUUCGGGGAUACAUGGGGACGCAGUUUCUGUGUUUAUGAGAUCUUUCGCGGCGAGGUCCCGCUGUGUGAUUGUGUGGGCCUUGCGACUCGCGUGAUCUCUGUUGCGGCUUCUAGUGAUUGGCGGGUAUCAGUAACACUAUGGAGAGAGCAAGAGGGGCAGAUGAAUGAAACAGUUGUGAGGAUAAUGAACCUCAGUCGUAGCGGCGAAAAGACGCGAAACCAUGGAUUCAUCCCACCGCAGAAAAUCACGGGUGGGACUUUUGGGCAUAACUUUCAUGCUAUGGUCUAUGGUGAUGUAUUUGAGGAUAUGAUUCAUGACUACGAUGGCUAUGAUGACAUUUUCGAGGAAAUGGGCCCCGAUGAGAUUGUUUAUGAUGACAUUUUCGAGGAAAUAGGCCCCGAUGAGAUUGCUUAUGAUGACAUUUUCGAGGAAAUAGGCCCCGACGAGAUUGCCCAUGAGGACUUUUUCGAAGAAAUGGGCCCCGAUGAGAUUGCUUAUGAUGACAUUUUCGAGGAAAUAGGCCCCGAUGAGUUUGCUUAUGAUGACAUUUUCGAGGAAAUAGGCCCCGACGAGAUUGCCCAUGAGGACUUUUUCGAAGAAAUGGGCCCCGAUGAGAUUGCUUAUGAUGACAUUUUCGAGGAAAUAGGCCCCGAUGAGUUUGCUUAUGAUGACAUUUUCGAGGAAAUAGGCCCCGACGAGAUUGCCCAUGAGGACUUUUUCGAAGAAAUGGGCCACGAUGAGAUUGCCUCUGACGAUGUUUUCGAGGAUAUGAUCCACGAUGGGAUUACUAACGAUGAUACCUUCGAGCAUAUUGUCGACGAUAACAUCAUCGGUGAUGAUGGUUUAGAUGAUAUGGAACCCGAUACUAUGGUUCAUAUUGAUCCCGUUUAUGAUGGGUAUGACUAGGGCCAGUUGUUCCCGUUCCGUUCUGGAUUGAACGUACUGCGCAUGAAGUUGCUCAAGGCGUUGGCUCUCUCUAGGGAAGAUGGGCUCAUCUCGGAGUGGCGGUCAGUUAUAA
Molecule: messenger RNA, 1366 nt
Organism: Perkinsus marinus ATCC 50983
Lineage: Eukaryota; Perkinsozoa; Perkinsida; Perkinsidae
Exons: 1
Coding region: 1-1254 (417 amino acids)
Source: RefSeq, a predicted model, not a curated record